AUGACAUCCUCAACGCCCGCCACAGGGGUUGCGGACGUCGACGUCGACGUGCUCAUCGUCGGCGGCGGCCCCGUGGGUCUCAACCUAGCGUACCAACUGCGGCGAUUCUCGUCUGCGCCGAUCAACCCGGAUGCAUCUGCGACGCCCAUCUCGGUGCACGUGGUCGAGAUGCACCCCAAGCCGGUGCAGGAGAACUUUGGGCGGGCCGUGACGUUCUGGCCGCGGUCGAUGGAGAUCCUGGCGCAGAUGGGACUCGCGGACCAGAUCACGCAGCAGUGCGUGGCGGUGCGGUCGAGCGCCGCGUACGACACGACGGGCACCGAGGUGUUUGGGCGGGGGUGGAGUUUCGUCGAGGGCCUCGAGGACACACGGUUCACGUUUGCGAGCGUACUGCGGCAGAAGUUUGUCGAGGACAUUUUCCGAGCCGAGCUGGGACGGUUGGGCCUCACGGUCGCCGAGAACUGCAAGUUUGUGGACCUCGCCGUGGACGAGUCGGUCGAGGCUGGUGGCAGGGGGAGGGUCAAGGCCACGAUCCUGGAUCGCAGCGCGGGCGAGGGUAGGGACAGGGAAUAUACCGUCAAGUGCCGCUAUCUGAUCGGCUGUGACGGGUCGAGGACGCUGGUGCGCGGAGCCGCGGGGAUCGAAUCUGACGGAGACCGCACCGAGGACAAGUGGGUCAGGAUUGACGGCGUCCUCAAAAGCACGACGAUGCCCAAGCCCAGGUCCUACGGCGCCAUCGAGAGUCCUCUGUACGGCAAUGUCCUCUGGAUCCCGCUCGACCACGGUGCCACGAGGAUCGGAUUCGCGCUGAACGACGAGCGGAGGAAACUCUACAAGGAGCUCAAUCAGGAGGUGUUUUUGCAAGAGGCAAAGCUGUCCGUCAAGCCCUUCGAGAUUGAAUACGAGAGGGUAGACUGGGCGAGUGUGUACAGUGUCGGACAGCGUGUGGCGAGGAAUUUCUGGGCCAAGGAGGCGGUCUUUAUCGCUGGCGACGCUGCCCAUAGCCACAGCUCGGGAGCAGGCCAGGGGAUGAAUGCUGGCAUGCACGACGCGGUGAAUCUGGGCUGGAAGCUAGCGCUGGUGUUGACGGGAGUGCUGAAGAGAGAAGUGCUCGAGACGUACGAGCAGGAGAGAAGACCGAAUGCGCGCAAACUCAUCAAGUACGACGAGGAUAUCAGCGUCCUCGUCUCCGGGCGGCUGCCAAAGGAUUGGCCGGGAGAUAAAACCGAGGACCCGAAUGUCGUUUUGGGAAGGAUACUGCAGGAAGCCAAAGGAUUCAAUACCGGCUUGACCAUUGGCUUUGAACCGAACGUUGCUGUUUCAAGGGAUGUCAGUGAGGAGGACGCAGAGCUGGUGGCCAAGCGAUCGAUCAUCCCAGCACCGGCCAUCGCAGGAUACCGCGCUCCAGAUGUCCAAGUGUUGACUCCUGCACUGUGGGAGCCGGUGUGGCUGCACACUCUGAUGGCAAAUCUAGCGAGAUUCUAUGUUGUCGUCUUUAUGGGCAGAUCGGCUGGGGUGAAGAGCUCGUUUCUCAAGAUGAAGGAAGACGUGCAAAAGAACCAACACUUGAGACUCGAUAGGGUUCCGGGAACAGCAGCAACAACAAACGGGGCGCAUCUCAACGGAUCCUCAACAACCCCGUCUCGAAAAUGGCCUGUAGACUUCCUCACCAUUCUACCUGAGAAGGUCGGCAAUGCCUGGUUCGAGCUGGGGACUGAUCCGCUAGGCCGAGUGUAUUAUGAUGUCGACGGUGGCAAGGCCUACCAGAGAUAUGGAGUCGAGGUCGAUUCCGGGGCUGUCUUGGUGGUGAGGCCAGAUGGAUGGAUCGGUGCUAGGUUUGGUCUCGGUACGGGAGACGUUGUUGACAAGAUCGACGCGUAUCUAGGCGGACUCCUCUACCGAUAG
Messenger RNA from Fonsecaea nubica, 1905 nucleotides. RefSeq lists its product as hypothetical. The transcript has a single exon. NCBI's taxonomy places the organism in Eukaryota, Fungi, Ascomycota, Eurotiomycetes, Chaetothyriales, Herpotrichiellaceae. Bases 1 to 1905 code for a protein of 634 amino acids. Gene Ontology annotation, molecular function: FAD binding. The record is from RefSeq and is a predicted model, not a curated record.